AUGGCGUUUUCAAAGCUUUUAGUUUUCUUCCUCACGUUCAUCGUUUUUUCUGCGUUCCAAGAAUCGGCUUUUGCAACAAAACAAUCGUAUAUAGUGUACCUCGGAUCCCAUGCACACGCUCCAGACGUUUCUGAAGCUGAACUAGAUCGGGUGACUGAUUCUCAUAUUGAAUUCCUCGGAUCAUUCUUGGGAAGUCAUGAGAAGGCCAAGGAUGCAAUUUUCUACUCGUACAGAAGGCAUAUCAACGGUUUUGCUGCUAACCUCGAAGAGGAAGAGGCAGCUGAAAUAAUGAAGCACCCAAAAGUCGUGUCGAUUUUCUUAAACCAAGGACGAAAAUUACACACAACUCAUUCAUGGGAAUUCAUGUCGAUGGAUCAAGGGGGUGUGGUUCACUCAAGCUCCUUGUGGGAAAAGGCCAGAUUUGGUGAAGACACAAUCAUCGGAAAUCUUGACACUGGUGUUUGGCCUACAUUACAGAGCUUCAGCGACGAAGGUUAUCGACCCAUCCCAUCAAAGUGGAAAGGAGAUUGUAGAAAUAGUCAUGGAGUCCAUUGCAAUAGGAAGCUAAUUGGGGCGCAAUACUACAUCAAAGGCUUCGUCGCCUAUAAUGGGGCAGUCAACUCUAGUACUUUCGAAACUGUAGUUGAUGUUGAAGGACAUGGUUCUCACACGCUAUCAACAGCAGGAGGGAAUUUCGUCCCUGAUGCAAGCAUAUUUGGUGUGGGCAAUGGAACUGCCAAAGGUGGUUCCCCUCGAGCCCGAGUGGCUGCCUACAAGGUCUGCUGGCCAGGAGACUCAACCGGUGGAUGCUUUGAUGCUGAUAUUAUGGCAGCCUUCGAUAGGGCCAUUCAUGAUGGGGUUGACGUCCUUUCUUUGUCACUCGGUGGCCCUCCUUCUUCGUACUUCCAGGAUGGCCUUUCAAUCGGCGCAUUCCAUGCUGUUAAGAAAGGUAUUGUCGUGGUUUGCUCGGCUGGAAAUAGUGGGCCAUCUCCUGGAACUGUCUCAAAUGUUGCACCUUGGUUGAUAACUGUUGGAGCAAGCACCUUGGAUCGACAGUUUCAAGCUUUUGUUGAACUCCAAAAUGGGCUCCGACUCAAGGGUACAAGCCUGUCUAGACCUUUGCCAGAAGAUCGAUUCUACCUACUUAUAGCCGGUGCACAGGCUAGGGCUGAAAAUAAAUCUGCUGUAGAUGCUAUGCUGUGCAAGGAUGGAGUACUGGAUCCUAAAAAGGUAAAGGGUAAAAUUCUGGUCUGUCUGAGGGGAAAUGCAAGGGUUGAUAAGGGACAACAAGCAGCUCUUGCUGGUGCAGCUGGGAUGAUUCUUUGCAAUGAUAAGGUCGAUGGUAAUGAAAUCAUUGCCGAUCCUCACGUGCUACCGGCAUCACAUAUUAACUAUAAAGAUGGUCAUGCUGUCUUUGCCUACAUCACUUCCACUAAUGACCCAGUGGGAUAUAUAACGGCCCCAACAGCAGCACUUAACAUAAAGCCUGCACCAUUCAUGGCAGCAUUCUCGUCUAAAGGGCCUAAUACUAUUACACCAGAGAUUCUCAAGCCUGAUGUCACUGCUCCUGGAGUGGAUAUCAUAGCUGGCUUCACUCAAGCAACAAGCCCGACAGAGCUACCCUUUGAUCAUCGUAGAGUUCCUUUCAACAUUAUGUCUGGCACAUCCAUGUCUUGCCCCCAUGUUUCUGGAGUUGCUGGUCUUCUUAAGACUCUCCAUCCUUCCUGGAGCCCAGCUGCAAUUAGAUCUGCGAUCAUGACAACCGCAAGAACAAGGGAUAACACUGUGAAGCCAAUGCUCAAUGCAAGCUAUGUGAAGGCAACGCCAUUCGAGCAAGGCGCCGGCCACAUCCGACCAAACCGUGCCAUGGACCCCGGCUUGGUCUAUGACUUAACCAACGACGAUUAUUUGAACUUCCUCUGCAGCCUCGGCUAUAACCAGACCACUGUUGAACUAUUUUCCGAUGUUACUUAUGAAUGUCCCAAGUCAGCCAGCCUUCUGGAUUUCAACUAUCCCUCCAUAGCUGUCCCAAAGCUCUCUGGAAAGGUGACUGUGACUCGGAAACUGAAGAAUGUUGGCUCGCCAGGUAUCUAUGCAGCUCGUGUCCUAAACCCAAUUGGAGUUUCAGUCCAUGUGGAGCCCCACAUAUUGAAGUUUGAGAAUGUUGGAGAGGAGAAGAGCUUUACGUUGACCCUGGAAGCCGAGGAAUCUGGUCUUGCUCGAGACUAUGUUUUUGGAGAACUAAUUUGGUCGGAUGGCAGGCACUACGUGAGGAGUCCAAUAGUAGUUUCUACCGCUAAGAAGAUGAUCAGUUAG
Molecule: messenger RNA, 2316 nt
Organism: Juglans microcarpa x Juglans regia
Lineage: Eukaryota; Viridiplantae; Streptophyta; Magnoliopsida; Fagales; Juglandaceae
Product: subtilisin-like protease SBT5.4
Biological process (GO): proteolysis
Molecular function (GO): serine-type endopeptidase activity
Source: RefSeq, a predicted model, not a curated record